Molecule: messenger RNA, 9863 nt
Organism: Bufo gargarizans (Asiatic toad)
Lineage: Eukaryota; Metazoa; Chordata; Amphibia; Anura; Bufonidae
Gene: PRPSAP1
Product: phosphoribosyl pyrophosphate synthetase associated protein 1
Exons: 10
Coding region: 4192-5391 (399 amino acids)
Biological process (GO): 5-phosphoribose 1-diphosphate biosynthetic process; purine nucleotide biosynthetic process
Cellular component (GO): ribose phosphate diphosphokinase complex; cytoplasm
Molecular function (GO): ribose phosphate diphosphokinase activity; magnesium ion binding
Source: RefSeq, a predicted model, not a curated record
CUCCCCCCGCCUUGUCGGGGGGCCCCCCUGCUCGCCCUGGACCCCCCUUCUCUGCGGAUGUGCAGGAUCACUGCUCGGAGCCGUGCCAUAGACUGCAGCCCAUACCUCCUUUACUUACAGGGGAGAUCCAUUUUUGCGCCUCUUUAACAGGGAGCGGGAGCUGCGCCCGUGCCUGCAGUGCAGAUGUGGAAGCGGACGUGUCCCCGCAAGUUCUCAGUGGUGCAGCCCGGGGCUGGAGGCAACUGCUCAUCGUGCAAUCCCCAAAGUCAGCUCAGGUUCCAGCUGUUCCAAAACUACAACUCUCAGCUGUUGUGGCAUGAUAGGAGUUGUAGUUUUGCAAUAGCCGGAGGCCACAGGUUGGAGAUCAUUACUCGGAUCGCUGCUCUCAGGCUGUUGUAGCAUGCUGGGAGUUGUAGUUUUGCAAUAGCCGGAGGCCACAGGGUGGAGAUCAUUCCUCGGAUCACUGCCCGCAGGUUGAUAUAGCAUGCUGGGAGUUGUAGUUUUGCAAUAGUCGGAGGCCACAGGGGGCAGAUCAUUCCUCGGAUCACUGCCCGCAGGUUGAUAUAGCAUGCUGGGAGUUGUAGUUUAGCAAUAGCUGGAGGCCACAGGGGGCAGAUCAUUCCUCGGAUCACUGCCCGCAGGUUGAUAUAGCAUGCUGGGAGUUGUAGUUUUGCAAUAGUCGGAGGCCACAGGGGGGAGAUCAUUCCUCAGAUCACUGCCCGCAGGUUGAUAUAGCAUGCUGGGAGUUGUAGUUUUGCAAUAGUCGGAGGCCACAGGGGGGAGAUCAUUCCUCAGAUCACUGCCCACAGGUUGAUAUAGCAUGCUGGGAGUUGUAGUUUUGCAAUAGUCGGAGGCCACAGGGGGGAGAUCAUUCCUCGGAUCACUGCCCGCAGGUUGAUAUAGCAUGCUGGGAGUUGUAGUUUUGCAAUAGUCGGAGGCCACAGGGGGGAGAUCAUUCCUCAGAUCACUGCCCGCAGGUUGAUAUAGCAUGCUGGGAGUUGUAGUUUUGCAAUAGUCGGAGGCCACAGGGGGGAGAUCAUUCCUCAGAUCACUGCCCACAGGUUGAUAUAGCAUGCUGGGAGUUGUAGUUUUGCAAUAGUCGGAGGCCACAGGGGGGAGAUCAUUCCUCGGAUCACUGCCCGCAGGUUGAUAUAGCAUGCUGGGAGUUGUAGUUUUGCAAUAGCUGGGAGCCACAGAUUGAAGAUCAUUACUCGGUUCACUGCUCACAGGCUGUUGUAGCAUGCUGGGAGUUGUAGUUUUGCAUUAGUCGGAGGCCACAGGGUGAAGAUCCUUAGCCCCAAUUUAUAUGUGUGACACAGAUCGCUCCCUGCAGAGUGUUGUGGCAUGCUGGGAGUCGUAGUUCUGCAGUAGCCACAGGGUGGAUAUCAUUGGCCCUAGUUUAGAUCUGUGACGCGGAUCACCCCCUAAACCUGAUGUAGGUAAUUUGGGAGAGCAGGCACAGGGUAAGCGAAUCCCGGCAGCAGCUGUCACCUGUACAGUCAGUAGAAAAGCGGCACUGCGCAGGCGCCCCACAGUACAGAAUGCAGGUGCCAAUGUCCGCUUCCUACUAACAGCCAAUCCUGUGCCAGGGCUUCACCUUCAUGCACAUUCUAUAUCGGGCAUCUCUCUGCUGUGUGACUAGAGGGUUAUAUUGACAUGUUUUGCCUCGCUGUGUGUUUGGUGCUUUGUGUCUGUGCUGGUAACAUCAGUGGACAUAUCGUGCUCGUCUUUGAUGUUCCGUCUCUUCUUUGUGUUCCUUGUGAAAUCGCUGCCAGUCACUGCAGUGGACAUCUGCUCAUCAGCACAACAAUGAAUGGCUGCCACCCCCACCACUACAGUACUUCUAAGGCCGCUUUCACACAGUCAGCGUUUGGUCAGUUUUUGAUCAGUGAUUGUGAGUCAAAAACACAGAACAGGAGCAGAUCUUCCCAUUUUACCCUAUGUCUGUGGAGGCUCCGGUCCUGCUGUUGGCUCACAAUCACUGAUCAAACACUGAUGUUUGAAAGCAGCCUAAGGCCCAGUUCACACUUCAGUGAUUGUGAGCCAAAACCAGGUGCAGGUGCAGAUCACAGGCAGAUCAUUUCAUUAUACCUUUUCUCUGUGUAGCCCGCGCUUCUGGUUUUGGCACACAAUCGCUGUACUUGGCCAUAGAAGCUGGCUGGUAGAGGGGUUUAAAAACAGCGCCACACUUGGCCAUGGGCUGUGACUGGCAUUGCAGCUUAGUCCCUUCCCAAUACAUGGGGCUGCACUGCAAUACCAGACACGGCCCACGGGCGAGAGUGGUGCUGCUUCUGUAAAACACGUAAGGCCUUUUUCGAAUCUCCUGACAUGUCUGUUUUGGGAAAUACUUGUAUUCGCCAUAGCAAUGCUAACUUUCCAUUGUGCCGCUUCUCUGCUAUUCCUCCUAGAAAUGUAUCCCUUGUCAGAGGAGGGUGUCUGUACAAAGUCUAAGGCCUUAUCCACACAUCAGUGUUUGGUCAGUGAUUUCCAUCAGUGAUUGUGAGCCAAAACCAAGAGCGGGUCCAAACAGAAAGCCGGUGCAGAUUUUUCCCUCAUACCUUAUGUCUGUGUAGGAUCCCCUCCUGGUUUUGGCUCACAAUCACUGACUAAACACUGUGUGAUUUUUAUUUUUAUUUUUUUUAUUUUUUUGUGGAACCAUUGAAAUGAAAGGUUCCGUAUACGGACCGUAUACGGAGUACAAAAAAACGGCCCGUACACUCGCCCAAAAAAACGUUUGUGUGAACUAGGCCUCAGUGUUUGGUUAGUGAUUUGUGAGCCCAGAUUGGAUCCCACAGACAUAAGCUCUAAGGGGAAGAGUUGCUCCUGUUCUGUGUUUGGUACCCGCACAAUAAGGGCGCAUUCAGACGACCGCGCCGCCUUUUGCUGUCCACAAAUUGCGGUUCCGCGAAACACUGAUGCAGUUUGUGUGCCUUCUGCAGUUUGCCAUUAUAGAAAUGCCUAUUCUUGUCCGCGAUUGUGGACAAGAAUAGGACACGCUGUCUGCCUCUUUUGCGGUCCCAUUCAUACAGUCGUGUGAAUGAGCCCUUAGUAAUCAAACACUGACUACUGUGCGAAAGCGGCCUUACACCGCCAGCGCUGAUUGGACAGUGUGAGAGUACGCAGGGAACACCCGCUUGCCAAUCUUUUUAUACAUUUCUAAGAGGAAUAACAGAGGAACUGCGCAGCCUAGCGAGAAGCAUUGUCGUUUCGUAGGGAAAUACAGGUUUGUGCUAAAAUGGACAAUGCCAGGGGAGGCGGACGGGUCCUCUUUAACCCUUUGCGUGCUGUAGCAAGCCAAGCCAUCUUCGCUCAAUAACAAUGGUUUUCAUUGGCUGCAGCAGUUAUCGGAGGCGCUCGGAGAUCCCUCUGCAGAGACCUGAUUAGAGGCCGCACCUAUGGGGGAAGUGAGAGCUGGAAGAGGUGAAAGGUGCCAGAGAUAAGCUUCUCUUGGAAGAUUACAGGAAGCUAAAUGACAUUUCCAUUACAAGCUGCUGAUAGUAUUCAGAGAUGCUCUAUAAACACUUCAGGAAUGCGCACCGCAGAGCGCGCUAUCAUUUAUGGGAUUCCACUGUCUUGUCCUCUGUAAUGAUAAGUCCUGCCGUACUGAGCACAACGCAGGAGGGGAUUACAGCAGGCAAUCUCCGGCAUGCGGCUCGCCUCCUUCUUGUGUUGAUGGCAGUAGUAUUUAUAUAUGCGGCUUAAAGGGAGUUUGUCACUAGGACAGGACUCUUUAAAAGGGUUUUUUGGGGGAGUAGGGGUGUUUUGGACAGAUCCCCCCCCCCCCCCCCCUCCAUGCCACCAGUCCUGUGUGGUUAGUGGUACCCAGUACCAGGCCAUGUUCAACAUUUAGGAGGGGCCAGGAAGCUAGAAAACAUCUAGGCAUGUAACAAAGAGGUUAGCUCCAUUAAAGACACCGUCAGGGUAAGAUGUGUCUUUCUUCUACCACCUCUCUUCAUAUCAUAUGGGCUUCGGCUAGAUGCCAUGUUGGGAACGCAUCCGGGCAGCUCCCUCAUUUGUUAUCUUUUGGGUUUAUUUUAUCAUAGUUUAGUAAACUUUUUAAUCACCUAACUUAUGUUAAGCCUAUUUAUUCCCGUAUCUCAGAAUUCACGAUAAUGCACAUCUGCUCCUUGUAGGGCUGUUGUGUGUGUGUGUGUUCCGUAUUUCUUGCUUGUAUAUGUUGUGGUGCCAUGCAUGUUGUUGAUCGGGGAGCCGUGUCAGUGUAUUUCAGGUGUCAUCAUCAUGCCAAGACGGAUGCUAAUACCUCACAAGUCUGUUUUCUCUUACUCCCGGCCUCCAAAGUGGCUGAAUGGUCCCUGUACUAUGAACUCAGCCGGAAGUGGUUACCGGGUGUUCUCUGCUAACUCCAGUCCUGCCUGCGUGGAACUGGCCAAGAGAAUCACCGAGCGGCUGGGAAUAGAACUUGGGAAAGCGGUUGUCUACCAGGAGACCAAUGGAGAAACCAGAGUGGAGAUCCAGGAAUCUGUGCGUGGGCAGGAUAUAUUUAUCAUACAGACCAUCCCAAGGGACGUGAACACCGCAGUGAUGGAGCUGCUGAUCAUGACGUACGCUCUUAAGACGUCCUGCGCUAAGAACAUCAUCGGGGUCAUUCCGUAUUUUCCUUACAGUAAACAGUGUAAAAUGCGCAAGAGGGGAUCCAUCGUAUGCAAACUGAUGGCCUCCAUGCUUUCCAAUGCUGGACUCACACACAUCAUCACAAUGGACCUGCAUCAAAAAGAGAUCCAAGGCUUCUUCAACUUUCCAGUGGACAACCUCCGAGGGUCGCCAUUCCUGCUCCAGUACAUACAAGAGGAGAUUCAAGAUUACAGAAAUGCAGUGAUAGUGGCAAAGUCUCCAGAUGCGGCAAAGAGGGCACAGUCUUAUGCCGAGCGGCUGCGUCUGGGACUUGCAGUGAUCCACGGGGAGCCACAAUGUUCAGAACACGAUAUGGUGGAUGGGCGUCACUCUCCACCCACUAUGAAGAAUACCACAGUGCACCCCGGGCUGGAGAUCCCCUUGAUGAUAGCCAAGGAAAAGCCGCCGAUCAGCGUGGUGGGAGAUGUGGGUGGACGCAUCGCCAUCAUCGUGGAUGACAUCAUUGAUGAAGUGGAGAGCUUCGUGGCUGCCGCGGAGAUUCUUAAGGAACGUGGCGCAUACAAGAUUUUUGUGAUGGCCACUCAUGGUAUCUUGUCUGCCGAUGCCCCCAACCUUAUUGAAGACUCUUCUAUCGAUGAGGUUGUGGUGACAAACACCGUCCCCCAUGAGGUGCAGAAACUCCAGUGCUCAAAGAUCAAGACAGUGGACAUCAGUCUGAUUCUGUCAGAGGCGAUCCGUCGGAUCCACAACGGAGAGUCCAUGUCCUACCUUUUCCGCAACAUUGCCAUGGACGAUUGAAGGGCUCCCACCCUUCAGCCAUGCGCUGGAUACGUGCCAGUCUCGAGUGGGUGAAGAAGCUCCGCGUGCAGAAAAGGGCAGACAUCGAUUGAGGAAUCCAGUCCUUUUUUUCUUUUUGCAUUCACACUACAGGCACUGCCACUUUACUGUUGGGAAUGAGGGGAACCCUGCAUUAUCUCUCUGGAUGAGAACGGGGCACACCUGAAUUGGGGCUUUGAAAGGAUUUGCAGCUUGGGUUGUAAAUUUCCCUUCAGUCCAUUAAGAACUGGAUGCAUUAACCUUAUAGUUUUUCCUUUCGGAUACAGACUAUCUGAGCCUUUCAAUAACCAACGAAACCGCGUUAACCGCAGAAACAAUACAGACCGCCAGCACAGACUGCGGAUGCCACGUACACGUGUGUCAAUGUAUACAUGUAUGACACAUGCUGCACAUUCACAUGCAUUCAAUACAUACAAACAUGAAGAAUUGGGUGGCUGGCUAAGUGGUUUCUGUAAUGUCAAGGUCUGCCCAGCCUCAGGAUGGCACUUGCCCCUAUACUGGGCAACGGUCAUGUCAUUGACAGCGUGAGCAUGCACAUGAUACAAACAUGCAUUCAUUUACUUAACGCAUUGUGGUUUACGUGUAUGGCGUGUCUGCUUACGCAAAUGUGCAUGAAUAUGAAUCUAAAAAAAAAAAGGGAAAAAGUCAAUAUUCCAGUGCAAAUGUUCAGUUGACCGUGCCGUUAGAUCAUCAAGAGCCCCAUAAUAGUAAUCAUUAUUCAUGGGGCCUUUUAAUUGAGGACCCCCAGCAGGGGCUGCAGUCAUCUCGGCCCCGAUGCCUGCAUAAACAAUGAAGAUUCCCCUUCAUGCGGCCUAUCUGUGAGGGGCCCAAAAUUUGGUUUUCCACUCUUCUGAUAUUAAAGCGGUUUUCUGGUAUUAUCCUAUUGAUGACCUGUCUCCAGGAUAGGUCAUCAGUAUGAGAUUGGCGGGGGUCUGAUUCCCGGGACCCCCACCGAUCAGCCAUUUGAGGAGACCAUAUUGCCACGGCAUCUUGCCGUACAUUGUGUAGCGACUCUGCUUGGUAUCACAGCUCAGCCCUAUUCACUUCAAUAGGACUGAGCUGCGCCUAGGCCACGUGAGCAAGGAACGUGGCCUAGGAAGAGGCCGCAGCGCUCACCGGCCCCUUCGUCUAGCUGAUUGGCAGGGGUCCCGGGAGUCUAACCCCUUAAUAUCUCAUAUUGAUGAUAGGUCAUCAAUAUGAAAGCUCCUUUAAUGACCUGUCCUUAGGAUAGGGAAUCAAUGAUCACUUCUGGAAAUAGUACUCAGAGCAAGAAACAUCGAUCGGUUAUUAUUUUGUCCCUCUUUAGUGGGGGUCUUCAAAUCUAAGGGGCUGUUCACAUCACUUUUUUUGUCCCACAUUUAACAUAUACGUUGGGAGGGAGGGACGGAUGCAAGAUUGUAGUGUACUACACUCUUCCAUCCUGCAGAGGCCAGCUAAAAACGGUAUAUGUUAAAUGGAUAUUUUUAGCGAGACAAAAACAUGAUAUCCUCGGGAUAUGCCAUAAAUGUCUGCUAGAUGCCGGUCUUCUCUCUGGGACCUGCGCCUAUCACCGCUGAGACUGGAGAGGUGGACGUGCAUGCAUGAGUCUCUCCAUUCAUUCUUAUGGAAAUGCCAAAAACAGGUGAGCAAUCCCUUAAAGGGGUUCACCAGGAUUUUAUAUAUAUGGCCUGUCCUUAGGAUAGGUCAUCCAUAGAAGAGCGGUGGGGGUCCGACUCUCAGCACCCAUGAUGAUCAGCUGUUAUUCAGUACCCCAGAAACGACACCGCUCUCCAUGGUGUAGUGAACGGAGCCUGGUUACUACUACUCCCAUUCACUUCAUUGGAAGCGGCGCUGCAAUAGCCAACUCUGUCAUCUACACAGAGAGGCCAGGACAGCUGAUCAACCGGACUGGCCAGAGUCGGCACCCCUCCCCUCUGAUAUUGAUGACAUAUCCUACAGAGAACCCCUUUAAGGUCUAAGGGCCUAUUCGCACUUUUGCAGUGUACAUCAGAGUUAUAUGCUAGAAGGAUUUCCUGACGUCUACCCCUUACACAUACCAGUGGCAUAUUAUAUCACCCAAAGGCUCCCAAACUGUAAAGCGCCCUAUACGUUUUUUUUUUUUUUUACUAGGUACGUCGGCAUAGUUUACCAUGCAAAAAAAAAAUGUAUACCAGACCAAUGCAAGCCAAAAGGGCACUCUUUUGGCCUCCGUCAAUUAAAGGGGUAAUCCGGUAGACUAAGUUAUAACUAUUAGAUCGGUGAGGGUCCUACCGCUGGGACUGAUCACAAGAACGGUAGGACCCCCACUGAUCUAAUAGUUAUCCCCUGUGGAUAGGGGAUAACUUAAUCUAACCAGAAUACCCCUUUAAGCAUAGGCUAAAAUGGAUACUGCAAACUCACUGUGAAUACACCCUAAAUAGAGCGUUGUGAGAAAUCCGAGUGCCAACCUGCACAACUGCUUCUACGGAUCCUUCAGGGGUACUUACUUUUGUAGAUCCCCCCCAUGUCUCUGCCUAUCAGACUGGGCCGCUCUUUUACCGAUGGGUCAGGACACUUCGUGCCUGAGCUCUGUACUGACGGGAAGGAUCAGAUGUCAGUGCACCUAAUGAGGUGCACUCUAAUACCUAUAGAAAUGUAUAUACAACCUGUGUGUAUAUUUUCGCACUGUAUGUCCUCCAGGGCAUUGCUUGAAUUAUACAAGACUUGUGUGUCUGCAGACCACCAUGAUGCUGACGUCCUGUGAAUCCUAUUGCCGUCCUGAUUUCAUUCCCGUCAGACGUCCCUCCGUGUAUGGGGGAGAUCUGGGCAAUAAUCUACACGGAUAUGCUAUUCACAAUGGUGUUCUCAUGUAUUACUGUAUAUAGUUUACAAUAAACCUGUUUGCCGUCUUAAAGGGGUAUUCCCAUCACAGACAAUGGGGGCAUAUCGCUAGGAUAUGCCUCCAUUGUCUGAUAGGUGCAGGACCCACCCCUACGCCGAGAACGGAGUGGGGAGAGUGGUGGCCGCCAAGCGCUCUCCCCAUACAAGUGAAUGGGAGUGCACCGUGCUUGCGCGGCCACCACACCCAUUCAUUUCUAUGGGGCCGACGGAAGUAGCCGAGCCAGCUCUGCUCCCUCCACCACCUUCCUUGCUCUGUUCUCGGUGUAGGUCCCGCACCUAUCAGACAAUGGGGGUCAUAGCCUAGCAAUAGGCCCCCAUUGUCUGUGAAGGGAAUACCCCUUUAAAAGGCCCUGUCCACCUUUGCAUCCAAAUGGUCUCUGUGCAUCUAAAGUGAAGAACAAAGCAAUACGUCCGCGCCGGUUCUCAUUCAUCCAAGUCAACAUUUGGCCUUACUGCAUUUUCUCUUGAAGACAUUUCAGUAGUCAUCUGACUGGCUUUCUCAGUUAGAAUGACUUGUACAAGGAAUCUCUGGCAUUAAAUACUCUUGCUUCAAUCAGAACAAUAUGUUUAUCAUAAUCAAGGACCUCAUUGAGGUAAGAUAUUGAUUGCAUUUGCACGCCCGAAUCUACUUUGCUAUAAAAAAAAAUAUCCAAAAUGCACUGUCGUUUUCUGUCUCCAGCUCCUAUGCAGACAAGCCAUCUCCAUGGCAACCUGUAAUCUUUUCCUGCCAUCCCGUUUCCUUCCAGUUGUUCCCUACUUUAUUAGAACGUACAUGUCAGAUUAGCAAGAAAGUAAAGGACGAUAGAAGACAGUAAGGGCUGCAGGAUCAGACCGCACAAGGUUUGCUUGUUGUCUGUUACCAUGGAGACACAUUCAGUUCUGCAUGGGACCUGUAGGUGAAAAACGGUAGGAAAAUUUGAAUGGCUGACUAUGACAAAGUUGCUUCCGUUCUUUUUUUAGAUGCAUUGAGACAAUGAAGAAAUAAUUGUGAAGGUGGACGUAACCUUUAAAAGUAUUUCAAGACUGCUCUAGGCGGUUUUAUGUAGUGUAUUAUACUGAGUUUGUGUGUUUUAUCUCUUUAAAGGGGUUUGCGAUAGGGGAUAAGUGUCUGAUUGGUGGAGCUCCGACCACUGGGGCCCCCCCGCCAAUCUCGCGAACCGCGCUCCCCCGUGUGAAUGGAGCGGUGUCACACAUGCACGCUGCUGAUCCAGCCACUCUAUGGGGUUUGCCGGAGAUGACCGAGCGCUUGUACUCCCAUAGAUUUGAAUGGAGCGGCGAACACACAUGGGCCCUUCUUCUCAUGAUGGGUGGGAGCCCCAGCGAUCGGACUCCCAUCAGAACACUUCUCCCCAUCCUGUGUAUAAACAACCUCUUUAAUUAAUAUAUAAUAAUUUAGUGUUGCAGCCAAUAAUUUCGUUUUUUUCAUGAUUUAACUGGGCUGAAAACAUAAUCUGAAUUUAGUUUAGUGUUUUUGUUGUAAUCCUGCGUUUUGUAGUUUGUUAUUUUAUGGCUGAUUUGGGUUGGAUUUUUGUGGUGAUAUUUUAGGUUGACAUAAAGGAUCAUUUGCUUCCAUA